Messenger RNA from Paralichthys olivaceus (Japanese flounder), 1486 nucleotides. Lineage: Eukaryota; Metazoa; Chordata; Actinopteri; Pleuronectiformes; Paralichthyidae. The record is from RefSeq and is a predicted model, not a curated record.
CUGACACAGACACACACACACGCACACACACACACACAGUCUGACACACACACACGUUGCGUUAACUUUUCUUGUAACUUUUGAAACUUUGUUGUUUUUGGUCAAACCUCGUGAAUGUGCGCGUGCGUGUGAACAGUGUGGUCCACCGUCACUGUGAGGACCCGCCCAGCGGACCUCCGUGAGGACCGACUCUCUUCAGGCUCAGACGCCGGGGACCAGCUCUCUUCUCCGGGUUAAUGUCGUCCUACGUCUCCACCCUCGUCUUCCUCUGCAGUGUGGCAGCUGUCACUCAGUCCAAUCACCUGACAGAGCCCAUGUGUUAUGACUGGGGGGAGUCCAGUAAUGGGACGGUCUCUGUCCUGGAGGGGGAGGCCGGUUGGCUCUCCUGUCCUCUCUUCUCUCAUCCCUCCGUCUACAACUACACGUCCGCCCAGAGCGCUGGACACAACCUGUUCUGGUACCGCCUCCCCGAGGGUCACGACCUGGAGCAGCCAAUCACCUACAGCUCACGGCUCAGUAAAGACAGAGAGAGGCUGUGGCUGCAGCCGGCCGUUGCAGAGGACAGUGGACUGUACAUCUGCAUGCUGCGUAAUAAGUCGUCCUGCAGUAAGAUCGCCAUGCGUCUCAAAGUGCUGCGACACGAAGACCUGGUCCAAGACUCAGACUGCCAGCCUCCGGUUGCCGCAGCAACGAGCUCUGUGGCCAUCCCAUUUCAGGAGGGGCACCUCCUGGACUGUCCAGACCUGCAGGACGUCACCAAGAUGGCCGACAGCGAGCCCAACGUCACCUGGUACCACGUGACAAACAACCAGUGUUUCAAGCCUCCGUUCUGGGACAAUAACCGGCAGCAGAAAGGACCAGGUCUGAUGAUCUACAACAUGUUUUUGAUGUUUCGUGGUUUGUAUGUCUGCACCGUCACCUACCUGAGGAGAGGCAGGACGCUCAACUUCACCAGGAGCAUCGACGUCAUCGCAGUCCAUUCGCCAUCGCUGCCCAAAGAACCCAGCAUCCUCCGUCCGUCCAGAAACCACGUCUUCACGGUCAGACAGGGCAUGGAGGCCCAUCUGCAGUGCGUUGGUCUGUUCCCGUACCUGGAGUCAUCGUGGGACAUCUGGUGGACUGUCGACGGGAAGACUCUGGACAAACUAGCCGACCCCCGCUUCUCUAAAAUCAACAGACAGAUGAAGGAUGACUAUGGGGACCGGACGGAGGAGAGCGUGCUGGUGAUCCAGGACUUCGUCUCUGAGGACCUGAGGCGACAGUAUAACUGCUCUGUGAAGAACUCGAGAGGCUUCGAGACUCGCAGCGCUCAGCUGCAGGAGGAGGUGUCUUUGCCGUCCGUGGAGCUGGGUUGCGGUCUCGGCGUGACUCUGGUCCUGAUGCUGCUUCUCUUCGUGGUCUAUCACGUCUUCUGGCUGGAGCUGCUGCUCAUCUAUCGCUCGUGGUUCGGCAGCGACGAGCGACACACGGGUGAGUGAACGUGUGA